UACACCACCCUGCAUGUAAACAAGCGUGGGCGCACAUCCACCGAAGAAGAACCUUUUUCGUCACCAGUGCGGAGAGGCCGUGUUGUUUUAUUUCAGUUUGCGAAAAGGCUCAUUGCUCUUUUCUCUCUCUCUUCGUCACAUGACAUUGACAUUUGAGCUCAAACUUUAAAAUGUAUAAGGCUCGAGUAGUGUUUAAUUCUUUGACCCCAUUGGCUCCAAAAGUCCUUGGGGCCAAACAAUUUGCAUCAUGGUUGGUGCGAAACGAUCCAAUGGUCAAAUUCAGUCAAGCUAUGGUUUUGGGAUCUCAACGCCGACACAACAAUCGUGCUGCUACAGAACCUUUCCUCAAUGGCAGUACCAGCUCCUAUGUAGAAGAAAUGUACAAUGCAUGGCUUCAAGAUCCACACAGUGUUCAUAUUUCGUGGGAUUCCUUUUUCCGUAACAGUACAGCUGGAGCUGCACCAGGUCUUGCCUACCAACAACCACCAUCUCUAGCUCCUAGUUACAAUCAAGUUCCACUUAAUUCUCUGUUGCCUCUGGGUGGUGGAGCUGCUAUUGGUGCACCAGUGAAUGAAAAAAUUAUUGAUGAUCAUCUAGCUGUGCAAGCUAUUAUCCGUUCAUACCAGAUUCGUGGUCAUCAUAUCGCAAAGUUGGACCCGCUGGGCAUCAACGCCGCUGAUCUCGAUGACCGGCAUCCGCAAGAGUUGCUCUAUAAUUAUUACUCAUUUGGAAAGAAUCCCCGUACGACUUAUGCUCAAGACCUACGCAAUCGGGUUGCUGCACUUACACAAAAGGAAUCGGACAUGGACCGUGUGUUCAAGUUACCGUCGACGACCUUCAUUGGUGGCAAAGAGAAAUCGUUGCCACUGCGCGAGAUACUCAAGAGGCUCGAGCAGACGUACUGUCAGCACAUUGGCGUGGAAUUUAUGUUCAUCAACUCACUGGAGCAAUGCAAUUGGAUUCGUCAGAAAAUGGAAACACCGGGCGUGAUGGAUGUAACCAACGACGAGAAACGCUUGAUUCUCGCUCGUCUAUCUCGUGCUACCAUGUUCGAGGCUUUCCUGGCGCGGAAAUGGUCAUCCGAGAAGCGAUUCGGUCUCGAAGGUUGUGAAAUCUUGAUCCCUGCGAUGAAGCAAAUUAUCGACAAAUCCACCGAACUCGGCGUCGAAUCCAUUGUCAUGGGUAUGCCGCAUCGUGGCCGUCUUAAUGUCUUGGCUAAUGUCUGCCGUAAACCACUCAACCAGAUAUUCACUCAGUUCGCUGCUCUCGAAGCUGCCGAUGACGGAUCCGGUGACGUGAAGUACCAUUUGGGUACGUACAUUGAACGUCUGAACCGCGUGACGAACAAAAAUAUCCGAUUAGCUGUUGUUGCUAAUCCAUCGCAUCUGGAAGCCGUGGAUCCUAUAGUCCAAGGCAAGACCCGCGCAGAACAAUUUUACCGUGGAGACGGAGAAGGCAAAAAAGUCAUGUCUAUUCUUCUGCACGGUGACGCAGCUUUUUGUGGUCAAGGCGUCGUCUUCGAAACGAUGCACUUGUCCGACCUGCCGGACUACACGACUCAUGGUACCAUCCACAUUGUUGUCAACAAUCAGAUUGGAUUUACGACAGAUCCACGACACUCACGCUCGUCACCUUAUUGUACAGAUGUUGCACGUGUUGUCAACGCUCCCAUUUUCCACGUGAACUCUGACGAUCCUGAGGCUGUGAUGCACGUUUGUAAAGUGGCAGCCGAAUGGCGUGCGACGUUCCACAAGGAUGUGGUUAUUGAUCUGGUAUCUUACAGGAGAAACGGCCACAAUGAAAUCGAUGAACCGAUGUUUACUCAACCACUAAUGUACCGUAAGAUCAAAAAGACACCACCUGCGCUCGAACUCUACUCUAAGAAACUCAUCGACGAGGGCACUGUUACAACUGAUGAAGUCAAGCAAGUGAAUGAGAAAUACGAAAAAAUCUGCGAAGAGGCCUACAGCAACGCCAAGCAAGAGACGCACAUCAAGUACAAGGACUGGUUAGAUUCACCUUGGUCAGGUUUCUUUGAAGGUAAAGACCCACUGAAAUCAUCGCCGACUGGCAUCAAAGAGGACACACUCGUGCACAUCGGCAAGAGAUUUUCGUCGCCACCACCUAACGCAGCCGAGUUCGUUAUUCACAAGGGUAUCGAACGUAUUCUGAAAUCGAGAAUGGAAAUGGUUGACGCGCGACAAAUCGAUUGGGCACUCGGUGAAGCAAUGGCUUUCGGUUCGCUACUCAAGGAGGGUAUUCACGUCAGAUUGUCCGGUCAAGACGUUGAAAGAGGUACCUUCUCUCACAGACAUCAUGUCCUUCAUCAUCAGACCGUUGACAAGGCCACCUACAGACCUCUUAGCUAUCUAUAUCCAGAUCAAGCUCCAUAUACAGUGUGCAACAGUUCCUUAUCUGAGUAUGGUGUGCUUGGAUUUGAAUUAGGAUACUCGAUGACGAAUCCUAAUGCUUUAGUGAUUUGGGAGGCACAAUUCGGUGAUUUCAACAACACCGCUCAAUGCAUUAUCGAUCAAUUUAUCAGUAGCGGACAGGCUAAGUGGGUGAGACAAUCUGGCCUUGUUAUGCUCCAGCCUCAUGGUCUUGAAGGAAUGGGUCCCGAGCACUCCAGUGCUCGUCUCGAAAGAUUCCUACAGAUGUCCGCUGAUGAUCCAGACUACUUCCCACCUGAGAGUGAAGAGUUCGCAGUGCGACAGCUACACGACAUCAACUGGAUUGUUGCUAACUGUAGUACCCCAGCCAAUCUUUUCCACAUCUUACGUCGCCAAAUUGCACUGCCCUUCCGCAAACCUCUUAUCAUCAUGACACCAAAGUCGUUACUUCGUCAUCCUGAAGCUCGUUCCAGUUUCGACCUCAUGACUGAGGGCACUGAAUUCCUCAGAAUUAUCCCGGAGGAAGGUAUUGCGGCUCAAAAUCCGAAUGAAGUCAAGAGAAUUCUCUUCUGCUCGGGCAAAGUUUACUACGAUCUUAAAAAAUCGCGAUCAGAGAGGAAAAUGGAUAACAACGUUGCCAUUGUUAGGGUAGAACAGAUAUCUCCAUUCCCUUACGACCUCAUCAAAAAGGAAGUAGCCAAGUACCCUAACGCUGAACUGGUGUGGGCUCAAGAAGAGCAUAAGAACCAGGGAGCAUGGGCGUACGUGCAACCCAGAUUCCAGACAUGUCUUAAUGGAACUAAGUCUGUCUCUAUCGCGAGUGCAAGCGAUAAUAGCGGCGGCUGGUUGAGUAGCUGGUUCUCGUCAUCAAAAACGGCCGAAAUUCCGGCAGCACCAGACACAAAAGAACCAUCGAAACCAAAGCCACGAGACAUUAGGUACGUCGGCCGACCUACUGCGGCGUCACCAGCAACUGGCAGCAAAAUGCAGCAUUUGAAAGAGCUUAAGCAGCUGUUGGAUGACUCCUUUAAUAUUUAACUCUCGUAGAUUUGUAUAAAUCAGAAUUUAUUUAUUUUAAUUCUUUAUCCCAAUGUUGAUACGGCAAUCGCACGCGCUACGUUUAUUUAAAGAUAAUCAUUUGCUCCUUCUCCUUUACUUGUUUAAAUGAUUAGCAGCUAGCCAGUGCGAGUGAUGUUCAAAUCAGCGCGAGAUUUGGAUCUUUAUUCACUCUGUUGCACGAAAAUUGAGAGCAAGAGUUUUAUUUUUACUAUUCGCAAUGUACAUUAGUCGAAUCUAGUGUUAUUGUCAGUGAUAUUUAUGAAAAUUACUGCUAUACAUACUAGAGGUGAAUUUCGCGCUGGUUUAAAUAAGAACUCUCUCCUCUCUUCCCCCUCCCUCCAUCUAAAGGUUGAUGUAUUCUUUUUCUGUGUCCUUUUUGAAAAAAAUGAAACAAGCAAUUUCGUGACAUGUAAUAAAAAUAUACUAAAGUAUUAUUUUAAACUUAAAUGCUGAGCUUGUAAGAUGAAAGCGCUUGAGCGAUUCCGUUGAACUAGGAUUGAUUCUCCGCAUGACGUUGAACGCAAUGUUGAAGAGAUAGUUUUCUAUAAAAUAGAAAAACAAAUCAAAGACCACCAAUCGUUGGUUAAUCGUUCAUAGUAUCUGCGUUUCUUUGCGUAAAAGAUCGAGACGAUUGGCUAUUUAAUCGUUGAGUGCUAGAGCGGCGCUGCUUGAAGUAAAGCGCGCCCUCAAACGGUGGCUCGUUUGUUUAAUGUAUAAUGAUAACGGUGACGAUAGCGGAGAUGGCGAUGAUAUUUGCAAUGUAACUUUUAAUAAGUUAUUUACUUAGAAGAAAAAGCAAUUUACUGAAACUUAUAUUGGACACUGAAUAUAGUCUGCAUAGACAGUAUUUCACUCGCAAGUUCCUUAUGUCCUUAAGGUAUUUUUCGUUGUUGAGUUACACACAUUCGUCGAUCAAAAAUUGCACUCAGCGAAUAUAUAUCGGUGAAAAUAAAAAAAAAUCCUUGACAAAAAAUAAUUAAAGUAAAUGAAGAAAAAGUACCAAUGGCGUUACAAUGAUGUCGUUUGUCAUUUCUGGCAGGAACUAGAUGUGAUCUAACGAAUAAAAGUCGCACUUAUUUUAACAAGACAGAACUUUUCUCGGUGAUACUUAAAUAGAGAUUUUAUUGUCCAUUAUAUUUAUUUUGCUGACGAAAUGAUAUGUUAUGCAUAGUUUUCCCUGUCGACAAUAGUCGUUCGAAAGACGUGUGCAGUGCAUACUUAACAAAAAUUGAUUGCGGUAUCAAGUGAUACAAUGUAGCUGAAAAAUGAAUAUUCGGUAGUGAAACGUUGAAUUUAGUUUUAAAAAAAAAAUUACGUUUUAUUGAUUUACGAGAGAUUAACGGGAAAAUAACACAAAUUUACAUUGCACUUCAUUGUAGAAUAUUUCAGUAUGGCAAUCAAAUUAAAAUCUUACACCAAAAAACAA
Molecule: messenger RNA, 4875 nt
Organism: Phymastichus coffea
Lineage: Eukaryota; Metazoa; Arthropoda; Insecta; Hymenoptera; Eulophidae
Gene: Nc73EF
Product: 2-oxoglutarate dehydrogenase complex component E1
Exons: 16
Coding region: 171-3428 (1085 amino acids)
Biological process (GO): tricarboxylic acid cycle
Cellular component (GO): oxoglutarate dehydrogenase complex; mitochondrion
Molecular function (GO): oxoglutarate dehydrogenase (succinyl-transferring) activity; thiamine pyrophosphate binding
Source: RefSeq, a predicted model, not a curated record